Molecule: messenger RNA, 903 nt
Organism: Dentiscutata heterogama
Lineage: Eukaryota; Fungi; Glomeromycota; Glomeromycetes; Diversisporales; Gigasporaceae
Source: the annotation of a GenBank genome assembly
AUGGAGAAUGAUGCUUUGCCAACUAGAGAACAGUCUUCGAAAGUACUUAAUAAAAAAAAAAGCAAAGGUGCUGGAAAAAGUACUCUUGGUAACCUGCUUCUCGGUCAGCCACAUGAUGACGGACCUUUUAUCGUUUCAGAAAGGAUGGACUCCUGCACGCAAAUAUGUGGUGAGUCAGAAGUGACAAUUGAUGGGCAGAAAUUUACUAUUGUCGACACACCCGGAAUUUUUGACACAAAUAGACCUAACGAGGAAAUCUAUGAAGAAAUUGCCAAAGUGAUUCAAAAAUGUGCUUAUGGUAUCAAAGCAAUCCUUUUUGUUUUCGAAGCAAAACGGUUUACCAAAGAACAAGGAAAUGUUCUAAAUGGCAUAAGAGCAUUUCUUGGAGAAGGCGCAUUGAAUUAUAUAAUUGCAGUUUUUUCUCAUGCAACAAAAAAACAAAAUGAAGACAAGGAUGAAAUGCGAAAAGCUUGGAAUCCAGCUAUUUCCACCUUCAUUGGGAGCAUCGGAAACCGAUGGGGGAUAUCACCAAAUUCAGAUUAUUUUCCACCAGAACAUGAAAAACACCAAUUAAGAUUGAGAGAGAUUAAAGAUUUCAUUAUCAGUACACCAGGAUUCUAUACUACGGAUAUGUUAGAAUCAGCUAGACGAGAUCAAGAGAGAAUUCAACGUGAAAAGCAAGAGGAAGAAAGACGAAUAAGGACAGAGUAUGAAGAAAGGUUAAGAAGAGAAGGAAAAGAGAAAGCUGAUAAAGCAUUUCAAGAAGAAAUGAUUAGAAUGAGAAACGAAUUUGAACAAAAGCAAAAAAAUUCUUUAGCUACGAUAACAAAUCAAAUUGCAGAAUUGAUAAGAUUAGUCGGACAGAUAGGGGUAAGACAAAAUUUACAUUUUACUGUCUUAUAA